Messenger RNA from Dermacentor albipictus, 2424 nucleotides. RefSeq names its product neprilysin-like. Gene Ontology annotation, biological process: protein processing. Gene Ontology annotation, cellular component: plasma membrane. The record is from RefSeq and is a predicted model, not a curated record. NCBI's taxonomy places the organism in Eukaryota, Metazoa, Arthropoda, Arachnida, Ixodida, Ixodidae. Gene Ontology annotation, molecular function: metalloendopeptidase activity.
AUGGCAGACGGCAGCAGCACACUACCCAGCAUUGCUGGGGAGCAGCAGCACAGACAGAAUCCCGAAGCAGUAAGCAGUUCGCCACCCCAGCGGAGCAGCGUCGUGCAGCCCCACCGCAGCGCUUGGUCCGCCCUCCUCUGGGGCGUCACCGUCGCGACCACAACGCUCCUACUCGUUUCCGUCGUCAUCACCGCCUUCGUCACGACCACGCUACUUUUGCCUCGCAUCGUCGUCCGCAGCACGUUCGGUCAAGCACCGGCACCACUGGCGCCACCUGUGGCUCACAGUGGCUCCGAUGCCUUGCCGUUCAGCGAGGAAGCGUCGUCCGCGGCAGCAUCAUUACACAACAAGCGACUGCUUAACGCCAGGUCGCACGAGACCAAGCCCUGCGACUCGACGGCGUGCGUGGAGCAGGCCAGAAUGCUGCUGAACCAGAUCGACUCUAGCCGAGACCCCUGCGACGACUUCUACGCGUACGUUUGCGACAAGUGGGCGCAGUCGCGGCCCUUGACUCCGGGCGCAGAGCGCGUCUCCGUGGACACCGUCAUGGUCGAAGAAUACGCAGAGCUACUGGCCUCGGCUCUGCAUGACAACGUUAGCCACAGUUUUCCGCAACUGCGUUUCCUUCUGGACCAUUGCAUGGACCCCGAACCGGUGCUGUUUGACAACCUGAUCGCCAUGUUCAUGGACACGACGCACUUGCGACAAUGGAUGGUGCGCGCAUCCUCAUCUUCCCGCCGGCAGCCGUCGGCCGCCGAAGUGUCGCGCAAGUUUGGCCUUGCCUUCCGGCAGCUAGGCGUAGACGCGCUUUUCAGACCUUUCGUGGUCAAGGACUUGUCGCACGAGAACAAGCGUUUCGUGGGCCUCGAAGAAGCGUCGACGGUGCUGCUACGAGCGCCGCUUGAGAAAGAAGAAUACGAAGUAGUGCGUGCUGGCUUCGCUCCCCUGCUGGCCUUUUUCCAGAACCAAACGGACGCGGACUUGCUGCGCUUCGAGAAACGGCUCUUCCGGCUGCUAGAGAAACCGCAGCUGGACGUUGCCGUGCUGGCCAAUGGUAGCACGGUCAAGGUGCGCGACUUGCCUGCGCUGAGGAACUUCGAGUGGACGAGUUUUCUUCAAAGCGUGUUCGGCAAGGGACUCAAGCCCAUAACCGCCCGAACCUACGUCAAGCUUGCCUCUCCCGAGCACGUGCUGAAUUUGAACCGCGACGGAGAAAUCAUGCAGUCGUCGCGAGAGCUGCUGGGAUACUUGCUGUUCCGCAUCAGCAUGGCGCUGUCGCCGCUUCUCGGCGGUACCAAGUACCGCGACCAGGUGGCUGCGGUAAGCUGCGCUCGACACCCACAGUUCGCGCAUGCGCUCACACCAGCGCACUACUGUCUUUGCCUGCUGAACCGAUUCGAGCCGAAUUUACCUUUGCACGCGGCGCGCAACUUGUCUCGGGCGCAACUGUCCAGAAGCGGUGGCGAUGGGGAGGAUGUACUCGAAGACCUGGUGUCUACGCUACGGCUCGUAGUCAUCGAGCACGUGCUGGUGCGGCUCGCACGUUUCGGCAGUGGUCUGAAGGCGAACCUCUUGGAGCUGCUUAACGCUGUCUCGUGGGAGCCGCUGGCACCACGUGGUCUGCAAGAAAACGCGAGCACGUUGGCCGCCUACCUAGAAGGCAUCUACAGAAACAACGCGCGCACCUCGACGGCUCAGUUUUUCUACACCUGGAUCCGAAAGUCGCUCGAAAAGCGGCUCAUGACACACAUGAGCUCUCGCGCCUCCUUCCAAGGCUGGACAGGCGGAUUUUUGAGCGCCGAGGCCCACAUGGGGCCGCCUUACAAUCGACUGGAGAUACCUCUGCCGGUAUUCGACUUGUCCCUCAAGGAUGACGCCGCGCUGCGGCCUCUCCAAGUGGCCAGAGCCGCGCCCCGAGUCUACCGGCCCGUGUUUCGCGCCAUCUACCACUGGGUCUUCAACCUCGAGUUCAGUGGCAUGCGCGGCGGUGUUCAUAGCCUGGUGCAAGGCUUCUCCGACUUGCGACUCUGCCUUGAACGCCAGUACGGUUCGCUGUCCUGGGCGGAAAAGAGUGCGCAGCUUCACGCGUCGCGGACCUCGUGGUCCGAUCUGUGGGAUCUGCUGUCGGUGCGACCCGCUCUGGACGCGUUCCUGCUGUACGGCGGUCGCGUUUCACCCGACUACCGACUCAAGCUGCUCGAGCGCUGGAACGCUAGCCAGCUGUUCUUCCUGUACUACGCUGCCAACUUCUGCGACAACAGCAACAUGAGGUACCUGCGUGAGAACGCUGCCCGUGGUCCCCUCAGCCCAGCCUGGUACCGCGUAAACGGGCCUCUUCGCAACACGCCGGAGUUUGCGAUGGCCUUCGGCUGCAAGCCUGAUUCGUUCAUGAACCCGGCGCAGAAGUGCGUCCUUUCCAUCUGA